AUGAUUGCCGUUAAUCAGAUCUCUCAGCGCGGGACGCAAUUGUUGCGAUUCAACAAAAACAUAGUAGUGGCGCGUAUUGGGGAAUGGAUUAUGGGAUGGAUUAAAAACUCGUGGAAAGGGAAAUUACGCAAAACUUUCUCCCCCGUCCUACCAAAUGUCCCUUCAAGAGUAUCACCGAGCAAUCAUCUCAGCAGCAUGGGUGGUCAUUCUAUCCCUCAUCCCGCAAGACCUAGUGCGGGCUGGAGCCGUCCUCCUCGGUUUCCUUAUAUGCGUCCACGCCAUGCGCCCACGAACCCUCAUGGAAAAACUUCAACUGGGACUCUCAUCCUUGGAAGAAAGGUUACAGGACGCCGUCGAUAG
Molecule: messenger RNA, 360 nt
Organism: Laccaria bicolor S238N-H82
Lineage: Eukaryota; Fungi; Basidiomycota; Agaricomycetes; Agaricales; Hydnangiaceae
Exons: 2
Coding region: 1-360 (119 amino acids)
Source: RefSeq, a predicted model, not a curated record